UCUAGCUCUCAUGAAGCUAGCCGUUGCCAUCGCUGUGUGCUAGCCACGGGUUUUAUACGGGUAUUGUUACAAUGGGAUCCAAAAGACGACGAGCCACCUCUCCCUCCAGCAGCAUAAGUGGAGGGGACUUUGAUGAGUCCACUUCAUCCACCCCAGGUAGCGCAUAUAAGAGAAGAAGAGCUUCCAGUGGCCCGGGUAUUGAUCAGAUGUCAGUGUGCCAGGAGUUGUACAGCACUGUUCGAGAUCAUAAGGAUGAGCAGGGCCGAUUGCUGUGUGAGCCUUUCAUUCGUGCCCCAAAGAGAAGGAACCAGCCUGACUAUUACGAGGUGGUGUCCCAGCCCAUAGACCUGACUAAGAUCCAGCAGAAGAUCAGGACUGAAGAGUACCAGGAUGUGGACCAGCUCACGGCAGACCUCCAGCUCAUGAUUAGCAAUGCAAAGACCUACUACCCGCGUGAGAGUACCGAGUACAGUGCAGCCUGCAGGCUCUGGGAGCUCUACCUGAGCGCGCGGAGCGACCUGCUGGGGGAGCAGGACGACGGGGACGGGGACGGUGAUGAGGACGAGGAUGCGGACGAGGAUGCGGACGACACGCCAGAGAACCCAGGGACCUCUGCAGAGGAUGAGACUCCAGCUGGCAGUCUGAAGGAGGUUCUGGAGCAGCUGCUGGAAGCCAUCGUCUCAUACACCGACCCCUCAGGACGCCUCAUCAGUGAACUCUUCCAGAAACUGCCUUCCAAAUUGCAAUAUCCAGACUACUAUGCUGUAAUCAAGGACCCAAUCGACUUGCGUUCCAUUGCUCAGAAAAUACAGCUGGGAUACUACAAAAGUGUCAACGCCAUGUCAAAGGACAUUGAUCUUUUGGCAAAGAAUGCCAAAGCCUACAAUGAGCCAGGGUCCCAAGUUUUCAAGGAUGCAAAUGCCAUCAAGAAAAUCUUCAUUCAAAGAAAGACUGAACUUGAGCAAGCAGAGCCCACAAAAACCAGUCUUCGCAUAAGGAACCGCAGAUCAGCUCAGGGAGAUCGCCUGUCGGCCAUCACACUCAGUCUGCAGGGCGGCUCAGAGAGCGAUGAGGACUCCAUGCUCGCAGGGUCCGUGCGCUACGAUGCCAGCGAGGCGGAGGCUGAGAGCGGGCACUCGCGCAUGUCCUCGGGCGACCCGGUCUUCAUGCUGUACCAGGCGAUCCGCGGCGCCCGCAACACGCAGGGGCAGCUCCUGGCCGAGCCCUUCCAGCAGCUGCCCUCCCGCAGGGAGUACCCGGACUACUACCAGCAGAUCAAGCAGCCCGUCUCCCUGCAGCAGAUCAGGGAGAAAAUGAAGAAUGGGGAAUAUGAGGCCGUGGAGCAGAUGGACGUGGACCUCAACCUGAUGUUUGAAAACGCCAAGCGCUACAACGUGCCCAACUCCAACAUCUACAAACGUGCCCACAGGCUGCAGCAGCUCCUCCAGAUGAAGAAGAGAGAGGUGCGUGAUGAGGAUGGAGACAGCAUGCUGUCCACCCCACCGGACACCGGCAGUGCCAAGAGGAAAAGUCAUAAGAAGAACACCAAGAAGAACCGCAUGAAGGUUCUGUAUGCAGCGGUGACUGAAGCUCGGGAGGCUGCCACCGGCCGGCGACUUUGUGACCUCUUCAUGGUCAAGCCCUCCAAGAAGGACUACCCCGACUACUACAAAGUCAUCCUGCAGCCCAUGGACAUGCGCACCAUCGAGCACAACAUCCGUACCGAGCGCUACACCAGCGAAGACGCGCUGAUCGAUGACCUGAAGCUCAUGUUCCGCAACGCCCGCCACUACAAUGAAGAGGGCUCUCAGGUGUAUAAUGAUUCGGACGUUCUGGAGAAGAUUGUGAAGGACAAGAAAAAGGAGCUGGGCCCAGUGCCAGAAGAGGAUGACAUGGGUUCUCCUAAACUGAAAUUACGCCGGAGUGCAGGAGGAGUGUCUCCUAAGAAGGCGCGCUCCCACACCACCCCCCUGCAGCACCGCCUGUCCGAGCUGUACGAGGCCGUGCGCGGCUACACGGACGCCCGCGGCCGGCGCCUCAGCACCGUCUUCCUGCGCUUGCCGUCGCGCGCCGAGCUGCCCGACUACUACGCCGCCAUCAAGCGGCCCGUGGACAUGGAGCGCAUCCGCUCGCACAUCGCCGCCGGCCGCUACCAGGACGUGGACGCCCUGGCCGAGGACUUCGCCCUCAUGUUCCACAACGCCUGCACCUACAACGAGCCCGAGUCCCUCAUCUACCGCGACGCGCUGCUGCUGCACCGCGAGCUGCUGGAGACCCGCCGGCGUCUGGAGGAGGAGGACGAGGCGGACGACGAAGGCCCAGGCAGAGGCUCCGGGGGAGCCGGCGCCGCCCCUCUGGUGCGCGAGCUCCUCCGCAACCUGUUUGUGUCCGUCAUGGGUCACCAGGACGACGAGGGCCGGUGCUACAGUGACUCGCUGGCAGAGGUGCCCGCCGUGGACCCGUCGAGGCCCGAGGAGCCGCCCCUCAGCCUGGAGCUGGUGCGUGCCAACGUGGAGCGCGGGCGCUACCGCCGUCUGGACGUCUUCCAGGAGCACGUGUUUGAGGUGCUGGAGAGGGCUCGCCGCCUCAACAGAACGGACUCGGAGAUCUUCGAGGACUCGGUGGAGCUGCAGCACUUCUUUGUGAAGAUCCGUGACGAGCUGUGCAAGAACGGAGAGAUCCUGAUGUCCCCGGCCCUCAGCUACACCUCCAAACACCUCAACGCCGACGUGGACCAGGAGAAGAGGGAGAAGCUGCCCAAAGAGAUCGAGGAGGAUCGGCUCAAGAAGGAGGAGGAGAGUAAAGAAGCGGAGAAGGUGGAGGACCCCGCUGGCCCGCGGAGCUCCUACAGCCAGGACUGCAGCUUUGACAACAGCACGUACAGCGUGGGCGACUGCGUCUAUGUGCAGCCGGCCGAGGCGAACCUGCAGCCCCACAUCGUCUGCAUCGAGAAGCUGUGGCAGAACGAAUCAGGAGAGAAGUGGCUGUAUGGCUGCUGGUUUUACAGGCCCGGCGAGACGUUCCACCUGGCCACGCGCAAGUUCGUGGAGAAGGAGGUGUUCAAGAGUGACUACUACAACAGAGUCCCCGUCAGCAAGAUCAUUGGCAAGUGCAUGGUGUUGUUUGUGAAGGAUUAUUUCAAGCUUCAGCCCGAAGGCUUCAGGCCGGAGGAUGUCUUUGUCUGUGAGUCGCGCUACACCACCAAGACCAAGUCCUUCAAGAAGAUAAAGAUGUGGACCAUGCCGGCCAGCUCGGUGAGGAUGGUCCCACGCGACGUGCCACUGCCUGUGGUCCGCGUGGCCUCCAUGUUCGUGAGCGCCUCAAAGCGGGACAACGAGAAGCUGACCGAGACGGUGGAGCAUGGCGUCGGUGGAUUCAUUGAGAAGGAAAGAGAGGAUGUUCCCAUGGAGAAUCCCAGUGGAGACCCAGGCUGCCAGUAUUAUGAUCAGCUACAUUGCAACAAGUUGUGGGUGAAGGUUGGAGACUGCGUCUUUGUUCGGUCUCAUGGGUUGGUGCGACCCAGGGUCGGAAGGAUUGAGAAGAUGUGGGUGCAAAAUGGUGCGGCUUUCUUCUUUGGGCCGAUCUUUAUUUACCCUGAGGAGACAGAACACGAGCCCACCAAGAUGUUCUACAAGAGGGAGGUGUUCCUAAGCCAGCUGGAAGAAACUUGCCCAAUGGCCUGUGUCUUGGGCAAGUGUGUGGUGUCCUCCUUCAAGGACUUCCUGUCAUGCCGGCCGACAGAGUACGCUGAGGAAGAGGUGCUGGUGUGUGAGAGCCGCUACAUCGAGAGUGAGAAGCAGAUGAAGAAGUUUAAGGGACUCAAGCGCUUCUCCCUCUCAGCCAAAGUGGUGGAGGACGAGGUCUACUACUUCAGAAAGCCAAUUGUUCCACAAAAAGAGCCGUCUCCACUUCUGAGCAAAAAGAUUGAGGAGUUGGAGGCCAAGUUUGCAGACAUGGAUGAUGCCGAUGAAGAUCUGGAUGACCUUGAUGACGAAGAGGAUGAGGAGGCCCCGGCGACCCCCUCCAUGCCCCAGAUGCACACGUCUAUAGCCAGCGACAUAGACAUGCCCUACACGCCACCACAGUCCACUCCAAAGAUAAAGGGUCUGUCCAAAAAGGAGGGUGCUAAGAGGAAGAUCAACAUGAGCGGAUACAUUCUGUUUAGCAGUGAGAUGCGUGCCGUUAUCAAGGCCCGCCACCCGGACUUCUCCUUCGGCGAGCUUAGUCGCCUGGUAGGCACGGAGUGGAGGAACCUGGAGGCGCCGAAGAAAGCCGAGUAUGAAGAGAGGGCAGCCAAGUUGGUGGAGCAGCAGGAGCGGGAGAGGGCAGCUCAGCAGCAGGCUUCCCCGAGAGAAGGUACCCCAGUGGGCAUGGUGCCUUCGCCCACAGCUAUGGGCAUGCUAAACCAGGCCAUGCCACCCAUGUCAGGCAUGAUGGGACCUUAUGGCCCGCCCUUCAUGCCCAUGCAGGGCCCUCCUCAUGAGGGCAUGAUGGGUAUGGGUAGUGUGCCACCUCAUCCCAUGGGGGUGCCCAUGUCGCUGUCCCACCAGCACCAGCUGCCACCAGGCAUGCCUGGCUACCCUGGCAUGCCACAUCCGGGCAUGAUGGGACCAGGAGUAAACGGUAUGGCUGGCAGUCCAGGCCCGGGUAACCAUUACGCUGUUCAGAUGGGUGGCUACCCAGCGGGUCAUCAGCCUCCUCCUCCAUACCCAGGCCAGGGCCAGAUGGGGCACCCUGCUCACCAGCAGCCCAGCACCCCCAUGUUUGUGGCCCCGCCACCCAAGCCCCAGCGGCUCCUGCACUCCGAGGCCUACCUCAAGUACAUCGAGGGCCUGCGGGGCGACUCAUCCACCGUCAGCAAAUGGGACCAGACGCUCAAAAGUCAAAGAAGAGACGCUCGCAUGACCAAAGAACAGGAGAGCCGUCUGCCGUCCCAUUGGCUGAAAAGCAAAGGAGCGCACACCACCAUGGCUGAUGCACUGUGGCGCCUCCGGGACCUGAUGCUACGGGACACGCUGAACAUUCGACAAGCUUAUAACCUGUAAUGCUAUUGGAGCUAACAUGGCACACAUGGGCCGGCCUCUUUUAAGCUAAAAUUCCUGACUAUGUUUGACCUUAUUUGUGAGUGGUAGUAUGUUACUAUUUGACAGGACAACAAGAUAUGUUGCAGCAAUUGUGGUACUUGUACUGAUAUGCAUUUCUCCUCCCAACCGGUGAGGAACUGUAGUUAGAGAUAUGACAGAAGUAUUUAAGUAUGUACACAAGAAUACACUGGAAUAAUGUUUACUGAGCACCUCUCCACACACCGCACAACUGUGCUGAUCAAGCAGAGUUUUCCGACAGAGCGGAUCAUUCUGCCUCCGUAAAAUCACGACACGCACACUUGUUGCUACUGAUGAGAGGUUAGCAGUUGUAAGCUUCACAGUGUUUGUUUCUCAGCUCAGGUUAUUAAAUAUUUACUGAUUAGAAUUAUGGUAUUUAUACACAAGAACUUUAGGAACAAUAUGGCUUUAAAACCACUCCACCUUAAGGGCCCACUGAUGGAACUCACUAGUUGGGAAUAACUGAAAAUACCCCCCCAGGUAUAUUUUUUAUUCUAUGAUUUUAUAUGGAAAUAAGCCUAGUUUUUUCUUCUCUGUUAUCUAUUUUUGCAUUAUGUAUGGUUGAAGCAAAAUUGUGUGAAAAUCUGCAUUAAAUUCUUGGCAUUAAAAAUGUCAUGUGAA
Sardina pilchardus (European sardine) is the source of this 5723-nucleotide messenger RNA. RefSeq names its product polybromo 1, like (gene pbrm1l). Gene Ontology annotation, cellular component: SWI/SNF complex; RSC-type complex. Bases 72 to 5045 code for a protein of 1657 amino acids. The record is from RefSeq and is a predicted model, not a curated record. The transcript is spliced from 30 exons. Gene Ontology annotation, molecular function: chromatin binding; protein binding. Gene Ontology annotation, biological process: chromatin remodeling; transcription elongation by RNA polymerase II. NCBI's taxonomy places the organism in Eukaryota, Metazoa, Chordata, Actinopteri, Clupeiformes, Clupeidae.